Auanema sp. JU1783 is the source of this 309-nucleotide messenger RNA. Lineage: Eukaryota; Metazoa; Nematoda; Chromadorea; Rhabditida; Rhabditidae. The record is from the annotation of a GenBank genome assembly.
AUGCAGGUUAACCGAAUAACUUUUCACUGUGUCGAUGCUUUCCUACUUCCAUAUGAUAUCUUGUAUCAGCCGUUUUCCCAAAUGCUCUUGAGACAAUCUCCACGCAGCAGACGUCUAUGCAGGUUAACCGAAGAACUUUUCACUGUGUCGAUGCUUUCCUACUUCCAUAUGAUAUCUUGUAUCACCGUUUUCCCAAAUGCUCUUGAGACAACCUCCACGCAGCAGACGUCUAUGCAGGUUAACCGAAGAAUUUUCCACUUUGUCCUUGAAUAUAGCUUGCAGAUUCGAAAGCCAAAGUUCAGGGCAUAG